UGCGGCCACGCGAUUGGUCGCACCGGACGGACGCCCUCGCCAGGCCUUCUGGGACAUGUAGUUCCCCGGCCGGCGGUGGCCUGGCCGCUGGGACUUCCUAGCUGGUUCUCCGUGCCUGCAGGGAGAUGGAGCCUGGUCCCGAUCCCGACGCACCGCCGCUCACCGGCCUGGCCUGGUCUUCGGCCUCGGCUGCCCCACCGCGGGGCUUCAGCGCGAUCUCCAGUACUGUGGAGGCCGCGCCCGCCGCCUUCGGCCGGAGCUUCGCGCAGAAACCCGGCUACUUCCUGUGCCUCAGCGCCCUGGGUAACCUAGAGAACCCGCAGGAGAAUGUGGUGACCGAGAUCCGGGUCCUGGUGGACAGGAGCCCCCUCCCGCCGGGCUUCGCCCCGGUCUGCGAUCCCCUGGACUCCAAGGCCUCCAUCUCCAAGAAGAAGCGCUUGUGUAUGAAGCUGGUGCCGCUGGGCGCAGCAGAGAUGGUUGUGGUUGAUGUCCGACUCAGUGGCAAGACCAAGACAGUUCCUGGGUACCAUCGUGUGGGGGACAUGGGGGGCUUCGCCAUCUGGUGCAAGACGGCCAAGGCCCCACGGCCAGUGCCCAAGCCCAGGGCGCUCAGCAAGGAGAUGCAGGGUCUGUCCCUGGACCCUCCAGGCUCGCCCAGCCAUCCCACCCAUAGCAGCAAGGCCGGCGGCCAGGCGCCCACACUGUCGAGGCUGAGCUCUCGGGCCUCCACCCUGCGGAGGAACGACUCUAUCUAUGACGCCUCCAAUCUCUAUGGCAUCUCAGCCAUGGAUGGGGUCCCCUUCACACUGCACCCUCGAUUCGAGGGCCGAACCUGCGGGUCCCUGGCUUUCUCCGCCUUCGGGAAUCUGACCAUCAAGUCACUGGCAGACAUCGAGGAGGAGUAUAAUUAUGGCUUCGUGGUGGAGAAGACAGCGGCGGCUCGCCUGCCCCCCAGUGUCACGUAGUGGGCCUGUGGGGAAGCCCCAUUUCUGGGCCCUGGCCUCGCCCCACCCCAGGACAGCACUCCAGGGCUACGGCCCCGCCCAGAUCAGCUCCGCCCUUCCCCACUCUGCCCUGGCUCAGUGCAGGCUCUAAGACUCUGCCACUGGGCGGAGGGGGUGGUGCAGCCACCCGUCUCAACCAGUGCCCAGUGCCUUCAGCCAACAGUGUGUCAAAAUUCUGCCGGGGGGACUCCCUGGAAUAAACUCCACCUGAUACAUUCCUGA
Sorex araneus (European shrew) is the source of this 1226-nucleotide messenger RNA. It is a transcript of the gene MVB12A, whose product is annotated as multivesicular body subunit 12A. The coding region runs from base 126 to 965 and encodes 279 amino acids. The transcript has 9 exons. NCBI's taxonomy places the organism in Eukaryota, Metazoa, Chordata, Mammalia, Eulipotyphla, Soricidae. Gene Ontology annotation, cellular component: cytosol; ESCRT I complex. Gene Ontology annotation, biological process: receptor catabolic process; viral budding; regulation of epidermal growth factor receptor signaling pathway. The record is from RefSeq and is a predicted model, not a curated record.